UUUUCAGCAAACGUAAAUAUCAUUUAUAAGGUUAUUUUGUUUUUACCAUUCUGCUCCAUAACAAUUCUGCUCCAUAGAAACCACAGCAAACGUAUUCUUCUUCAUUCUUUGUUAUUCUGCAACGCUUCAAGAAUUAAAUAUCAGAAAAUGGAAAUAGGAAAUAAGGUUUACCUAAAUAACAUUGACCAGAUAGAUGAAAAAUCGCAUAUCAAGGUUCGGGUGCUUAAAAUUUGGAACUUUGUCAGAAAUAAUAAAGUUUGUUCCAUUGAAAUGAUCAUCAUGGAUGAGGAGGGUACACAAUACCAAGCUCGUGUCUUCAAUCAGAAUUUCUCCAGAUUUCGUCAUCUUUUAAAGGAAGAUGAAAGUUAUAUAGUUAUAAAACCAAUAUGGCCGCUGUUACUAAUGGUUUUAGUUAUACAGGUCUUGGUGAAGCUAAAAGUCAUUUUGAAGUUGAAAUGUCAUGAUAAUUUCGGUAUAACUGAAAAAAGCAUAACUACACUUCAAAGCUACUCUUCUUCAUAUACAGAUGACUUUAAGGGCAAUUUUCCAUUAAAAACAAUCUGUGACAUCACCGAACCAAUUAAGGCCGGAGACAGUGAUGCCCUAUUUCCAAUGCAACUUAACGUGUUGAAAAACCACAAGUUUGGUUUUGUUGUAGAUAUUACAGAAUACAAUGUCAACAACUAUAAUAACAUCUACACAGUUCUCAGAGUUACAGAAGAUAUGUCCAUUGUUUGUGAAUUGGAAAGUAAAAUAGAACUUAUGAAUAUUCAAUCUGUCUCCUUAAAUCAAGUUGCUUUGGAAUCCGAUGAUGUUGUACAGCCUGUUCAAAAGGAUGUGAUCUCACAAACAGACGAAAGUUUUAUACCCUCAACAAUUGAUAAGUCAACUGCAACAAGUCCUUGCAAAAUAUCAGGUGAUUUGAAGCGCAACCUCCAAGAAAUUUAUGAUGUUGAUUCUGGAUAUGAUUUAAGUUCAACUAAGGCUAAAAGAAAGUCAACCGCAGAGGAAACUCUACUCUUGAUUCCAAAAAUUGAAAAGUGA
Molecule: messenger RNA, 1044 nt
Organism: Lactuca saligna
Lineage: Eukaryota; Viridiplantae; Streptophyta; Magnoliopsida; Asterales; Asteraceae
Source: the annotation of a GenBank genome assembly